UAUAAUGACAAAAUGGCGAAUAACCAGGGUGAUUAUAUUUGGUGGCCGUGGAAUAAAGUUGUAUCAGUAACACUAGUACUUAUUUUUUCUUCAUUGAGAAGUAAAGUAUCAGGGCUGAAGUGCUAUUGUGUUCAGCAUUGUCCAAAUAAUGAAUUAGAAGGAAUCUGUGUGGCCCGAGAAGGUGGUCGCUGUUUUAGUGCAGUAGAGGAAGUUGAAGCUGACGAUGGACAGCUAGAAGCUGAACGCACAUAUGGCUGUUUGCCUCCAGAUGAACGUGGUUUCAUUCAAUGUAAAGGGAACCUUGUUCCACACCUUGUUCCAAAGUCUAUAGAGUGUUGUGAUGAAACGGACAUGUGCAAUAAGGCCCUUAAUCCAAAAUAUACAGUAAGACUACCUACUCAGAGCCCAGGAGAGUUUUCAACUUUUGAUGACAGUAUUCACCAGAUAGCACUUUUAAUAUCAGUGACUGUCUGUUUUAUUUUCCUGAUUGUAUUUGUAUUGGUUGCCUAUAUCAGAUGCAAAAAGAGAGAAGAAAGAAGACAAAAUUACAUAGCCUCAGAACAGUGUAAUGUUUUUAUAGGCAAAGGAGAAACCAUCAAUGAUAUGAUUGACCAGUCAUUAAGCUCUGGAAGUGGAUCUGGCCUUCCUAUACUUGUUCAGAGAACAAUAGCCAAACAGAUUGAGAUGAUUAAGAGCAUUGGAAAGGGUCGAUAUGGGGAGGUGUGGAAAGCUAAGUGGAGGGGUGAAAACGUUGCAGUUAAAGUUUUCUUUACAACAGAAGAAGCCAGUUGGAUCAGAGAAACAGAAAUUUACCAAACUGUCCUAUUAAGGCAUGAAAACAUUCUUGGUUUUAUUGCAGCUGAUAUUCGUGGUACAGGCUCCUGGACCCAGCUUCUUCUCAUCACUGACUACCACGAUCUUGGCUCUUUGCAUGACUACCUGAAACUUCAUACUUUAGAAGUUCCUGACAUGCUUAGGUUGACCUACUCAAUGUCUUCAGGCCUUUCUCACCUUCAUACUGAAGUUUUUGGCAAACAAGGUAAGCCUGCUAUUGCUCAUCGAGACAUUAAAAGUAAAAACAUCUUAGUGAAGAAGGACAGGACUUGCGCUAUAGCAGACUUUGGCUUGGCUGUAAGAUAUGACAGCAAAUUGAAUGAAAUUGACAUUGCUGCCAACACGAGAGUUGGAACUAAACGUUACAUGGCACCAGAAGUUCUUGAUGAGACAAUCAACACUUCUCAUUUUGAUUCCUACAAGAUGGCAGACAUGUAUUCCUUUGGGCUUGUUCUUUGGGAAAUUGCUCGGUGUUGUGUUAAGAAUGGUGUGGUGGAUGAGUACGAGCUACCAUAUAAAGACUGUGUACCUACAGAUCCAAGUUUUGAGGACAUGAAGAAAGUAGUUUGUUUCGACAACAUCCGACCUUUAAUAUCAGUUAGGUGGAACUCUUGUGAAGUGUUACGAACAAUCUGUAAAGUCAUGCAAGAGUGUUGGCACUCAAAUCCAUCUGUCAGACUUACCUCUUUACGGGUUAAAAAAACAUUAUCUAAGUUAAUCAGUAGCCAAGACUUAAAGAUUGUAUAGAGAUUGUGUUACCUCAUAUUGUGAAUAGGCUGCAUAAUCAGUACAACCUUCUCUACCUGGUGGAAGCCAGUUGUAUAUACAAAACGAGAUUCUUGACAAAAUGAAUCUGUGAUUGUUAUGGAUCAUUAAAGACGUUAUUCUCACUCACUACAAAAGUUCUUGAAAAAUGCCUAGGUCAAGAAGGCCUUGUGUCAAGGCUACUCUUAGAAAGUUUUGACAAAAAUUAACUUACCUUUGAGACAAUAAUUAAAGAAAUGGUUAAUCUCACAAUGCUCAACUAGAGAGCCUAGGCACUAAUUAAAUGGAACCACAGAUGUUUCUGGAUUCAUGAGCUUCCAGUUCGAUACCAUCUUUUUUUUUUAUCAUAAACUGGUCACUUGUAAUAUAUGCAAUUUUGUAAUGAAGAGUGCCAUUCAUCAAAUUCAGGCAUUGGAUUUGUAAGUACAAGUAACAUUAGUAUUGUGUAUGAAGUGGUGUUUUGUAAGAAAUAUGUUUUUUAAUGUUUCAUAAAGAGUACUAUGAUCUCCGGUGGCUGUUAGUGGUUUUGUGUUUGUAUACUAAGUAUACCUAGCACUUACCUUGUUACAAAACCUGGAAAUAUAAUGUUUUCUGUUUAUUUUAGUUUACAAAGAGUAGUUGAGGAAAUAUUUAUUUAAUGUUGUAACAUUUUGUAAUUUUGCUUUUUUUAACUGAUUGUUUGCAAUAAUUGUGUUAAAUCUUAAAUGAAUAACAAGUGAUUAGGAAAUUUAAUGAUGAUAGUUUGUGAUUUAAAUUUCAAAUAUCUGCUGCAUACUCUUUUCUUUCAUAGUUUGGCAAUAUAAUUUUCUAAUGUCCCAUUCCUUCAUUGUUUAGAAUCUUCAUGAUUGGUCACAUGAUGUAAUUAUUUUUAGAAAAUGAUUUUUACCUUGGUUAAUUGUGUUUUAAAUUUUGUUUUAACUUAAAAGUUGUUCAAAACGAGUUAUUUUAUUAAUCAAGCCAUCACUGCAUUUAGCUUUUUUUUUAAGCCAGCUAGUGAUCAAAUGUUACAAGUAAUUUAAGGUCAGUAGAAAAGUUAUUCCUUUAAUUAACACUGAGCCAGUUAUUUGUUAGACAAACUCACCUGCUAGUUGUAAUUGUUACUUUGAAAAAAAAUUUUAUACAAGAAAAUGAAAACUGUGAAAAAAAAAAUUUAUGUACAAAAAUCCUAUUAAAAUUUCAACCAAUGUUAUUUUCAUAUGAAUCAUAACAAUAUUGAAAAUGUCAAACGUUUUUUGUUGAAAUGAUGGAUUUUCUGUAUUUUAUAAAAAUUUGAAACAUUAAAUAUGUGCUUUGAACAAACAUCAAAAGUUUAAUUUUUUCAGGGUUGUUUUUUAUCAUGCUGCAAACUUCUUUCCUAAGCAAUUAACAUAGGUUUAGGUAAUUUUUCAUAUUGUUUAUGCAUGUGGAAGUUAUUAAACAACAGAUGAUUUUCACCAAGCAAUUGGUUAAUUUACUUUAUUUACAGUUGAGUAUAGCUUUCCAUAGAUUUAAUGCCCUGUUUUGGGCUCAUACUAAUGGUAAAAGAUAUUUUUAAAAAGUUUAAGUAUAAUUUCUGUUUUUUUUAUCUGUUGAAGAUAACAUACAAACCUAUUACAGAGAAAUGUAUUUUUAAAUGAACAGCCUAUUCAAUCAGGGACGUAACCUGAUAGUCUAGGUGAAAUUUAUGGAAUCAAAUAUUAGUGGAUUGUCAUGUCUCUAACUACAUUAUAAGUUGCCUCAAAGACCUUCGACAAAAGGAUUAAAGGUCCAUACUACUUCAUGUGAAACCUUUUUUUUUCUGUGUUUAUAGAAAAAAAGUAUUGAUUUUAACAUGUACAUAAACUUAGAUUUUAUUAAACAGAUUUAUCCUAUUCAUUUGCAUUAUUCUCUAAAACACUGAUAUACUCCAAAGAACUUUUUUAUGUACUGUAGUACAUUCACACUUUCGCAUAUUAUUUGCUUGUCCUGACCUUGCAAUACUAGAGUUACAGUAGACAGCAGAAUUAAGGACUAAUGAUCAUACUACAAAACCAUAAGUUACUUGCCACAUGAAAUUAACUACAAAUAGACUAUCUUACUAAUAUUCUUGACAAAGGGAGCAGUUGUGCAAUUUUAUGUAACACAUAACAUUUGAAGUUAGUUUAUCAUGAUAAAAAGAUAUGAAAAUAACUAGAAAAAUACACGUCUUUGUCCACACUGCUCAAAGAAGUUGGGGAAUGGCUGUCCCAGGUAAAGGUGAAAUCUGCACGACAGUACCUUAAUAAUAUGCAAAAGAUGUGCUGUGAUGACAAAAAAAUAUCAGGGUUCUUUAUAUUGGAAGGCGAAAAUGUUAUUGGCCAAAACAAGAUCAAAAGUGUCAUCGUGUAAGGAUAUCAUUUUAUGAAACUCCUCAAAGAAGUGCCUCGAUAGAAUGUAUGAUCCUCUCUCACUUCUAAACAUGAUCUUCAUCUAUUACCCAUGCUAUAAAUGAGGGUAAUUACUGAUGCUUAGGGAAUUAAACACCAUUUCCAGAGAAGGGUAGCUGAAAUUUGUGCAAGAAUCUAUAGUGGUAAUGGGUGCCUUGCAGCACCAUGUCUUCCUAGUGCUUCCCAGUGGGAUUAAUGUGCAGGCUAUUCUGUGUUGUCAGUUCCAUGCUCUUAAAGAUAACCUGCUACAGUGAAUAGUCUAGCAUUGUGAGCUACUAAGAUGAAAGAAUUGUUUAAAUCUCUCUUGUGUGGGCAGAGAUACUCAUUCAUGGAAGCAAGAUAUAUAGGUCUGUAUGAUCAUGACCACCAGUUCCAUAUGCUGAUUUACCUUAAAGUAAGCAGAGCGAUAAUGUUUAAUUUUGUGUCGUCUUGCAUUAUUCUACAAUAUGAAGAGAGCACUGGUCUAUCUAGCUCAGUUGCUAUUUGAAGCUAUUUAGCAAUUGUAUGAUACAUUAACUACCUAUCUUGAAGCUAUUUAGCAAUUGUAUGAUAUGUUAACUACCUAUCCUGAAGCUAUUUAGCAAUUGUAUGAUACAUUAACUACCUAUCUUGAAGCUAUUUAGCAAUUGUAUGAUACGUUAACUACCUAUCCUGAAGCUAUUUAGCAAUUGUAUGAUACGUUAACUACUUAUCCUGAAGCUAUUUGGCAAUUGUAUGAUACGUUAACUACCUAUCCUGAAGCUAUUUAGCAAUUGUAUGAUACAUUAGCUACUUAUCCUGAAGCUAUUUGGCAAUUGUAUGAUACGUUAACUACCUAUCCAUUCUCACCAUAAUCAUACUUUGGUGGUGUAGCUAAUUUGCUGAAAUUAGAUCUACAUCCUGUUCAUAACAUUAGACAGUAUCCUGGUCAGGCAGCAUCCUUUGUCUCUUACCAGCUUCAAGCCUUCCAACUACAAACCACAUCAAAUUUUUACUCUAAAUGUCUUCUCUUGACUUUUUAUCUUUGUUUUUCUGUUGAUGCUUAGCUUGUUGUUAACUUGAAGAAUUGAAACAGUUUAAUGACCUGGCCUGUUACCAACUAACUUUUUAUAGUUUGAACAGUAACAUAUUUUGGUAACAAGCUACUUUGUUUGAUAUAUAUCUUUACAAUCAUGUUGCAUCCCCUAUAUUUAAAUGAGACAUUUUUACACCUCAGCUAUUUUCAUAUUCUAAAGUGUUCCCUAACUUAUUUUGAAUAGUGUAUUUUAAUGAAAUUAAUAAUGACUAGCAUAAAAUAUUGUUUAGAUAAAAUAUUUG
This is a messenger RNA of Limulus polyphemus (Atlantic horseshoe crab), 5279 nucleotides long. Its product is annotated as bone morphogenetic protein receptor type-1B-like. The coding region runs from base 13 to 1581 and encodes 522 amino acids. Gene Ontology annotation, molecular function: SMAD binding; transforming growth factor beta receptor activity, type I; ATP binding. The transcript has 11 exons. The record is from RefSeq and is a predicted model, not a curated record. Gene Ontology annotation, cellular component: plasma membrane; signaling receptor complex. NCBI's taxonomy places the organism in Eukaryota, Metazoa, Arthropoda, Merostomata, Xiphosura, Limulidae. Gene Ontology annotation, biological process: cellular response to growth factor stimulus; dorsal/ventral pattern formation; protein phosphorylation.